Sphaerodactylus townsendi is the source of this 1306-nucleotide messenger RNA. RefSeq names its product transmembrane protein 199 (gene VMA12). NCBI's taxonomy places the organism in Eukaryota, Metazoa, Chordata, Lepidosauria, Squamata, Sphaerodactylidae. Gene Ontology annotation, cellular component: endomembrane system. The transcript has 6 exons. The record is from RefSeq and is a predicted model, not a curated record. The coding region runs from base 138 to 803 and encodes 221 amino acids. Gene Ontology annotation, biological process: vacuolar proton-transporting V-type ATPase complex assembly.
CCUGCCUUCUGACAGAGCACCAUUCAACCCAGGCUCGGGACUCAGACUGGCCAACGCUCUCCACGACUUCCCCUGCUCUAUGCCUCCCUUUAGGGCCCGCUUGCCUUCGCCCGGAAAGCAGACUCGCUCGUCUGGUAAUGCGUUUUUCUAGCCCGUUGCGAUCUCUAUGGUCACAGCCUUUCCUCUUCGCCGGGACACGGCCACGUGACUCAUGGGCCAAAAUGGCGGCCUCCUUGCGACCUGGGGAGCGCUUGCGGCGGGCCUCGGUAGACCCUGAACUGAGGCGGUUGGAUCCAGAGCUGCUGAAGGAACUCGAAUCGGCCUCGGUCGAUUCCGGCCUGUCCUUUGCGCUGGUCCGGAGGCUUCACCAAGCCCUGCGAGAUGCCGGUUCCCAAGUAUAUCUUCAUGAACUUCUAGAAGGCAGUGAGGUCUUUCUUCCUGAAGUGAGAAAACCUCCCAGGAACCCAGAGUUAGUGGCCCGGCUGGAGACUCUCAAGGCUAAGCUAGCCAACGAAGAGUACAAGCGGAUGACAAGAAAUGUCAACAGCCAGGAGCUAAAUCGAUAUGGCACUCUGGCUGACCUUGGAAGACAAGUUAGGUCCACCAAAGUCGUGGUCAUCACCAUAUUCAACUUCCUUGUCACUGUGGGAGCAACAUUUGCCUGCACCUAUCUGGGCAGCCAGUACAUCUUUGCAGAAAUGGCUGCGCGGGUCUUGUCAGCUGUGAUCGUGGCUUCUGUGGUGGGCUUGGCAGAGCUGUAUGUGAUGGUGAGGACUAUGGAAGGGGAACUGGGAGAGCUCUGACCUGAGUGGACUCGCAAAGCCUUUCUGGCCCUGGAUCUUCAGUGUAUCAGAUGCCGCCAAAGCUACCAGAGAUCACCGGCAUAUCCCAGAAGGGGCCACCUUUCUAUGUCUUCCAGCAACUGCUGGCUCAGGACAAAUUCUAGUCUUCUGCUCUCUGAUACAGAAAGCUGCCAGGAGGCAAUCCUGUGUCCCCUCCUUUCUUCUUUCCUUGGACAAAGGCUGCAAAUGCUAUCAUCAGCAUCUGUCUGGGGUGUGAGUGGGGCCCCCCUUCACCUACUGAUAAGGAAAGCAUUAUCCUGCAGCACUGGAAGAUCUACAGCUGUCCAACCUCUUGAUACUUCUCAGCAGGCCACGAUCUCUCAGCGGGGAGGGGCAGGGGGUGUUGUCUUUUCACUGUUGUGAUAGACCUGUGAAAUGCAGUGCCUCAUCUGGCUUCUGUAAACUGUUGCCUGUCUUUGUUUAGGAGCGGAUUUCUAUUGUGUGCAAUAAACUCAUUAAGGAAA